AUGGUGCUUGAUGACGACGGGGUCGCCGAAGCCGUGUUGCGUGAAGAUCCCUCUCUUCGUGCAGGUCCUGGCGGGUUUCGCAUGAUCUACGUCAUGGAGCACGCAGCUCGACAGAUAACAGCUCUUGGCGCCGAAAUACACUACCUUCGCGACGUUACCACCGUUGCCCAACCUGCCGGCCCUGGCUCACGAUGGGAUGUCACCUCCACCACACUCCCACCGCCAUCUACUCCGAAUUUCACCUCCGAGGCGUCGACUGAACACUACGAUAAACUCAUUAUCGCUACCGGUUGCUUCUCCGAUCCCGUCGUCCCAUCCUUCGCGAUUCCGUUCGUACUUCCGCCACGCGCCACAAUCGCACAAGAGACCUUCAAGUUAGACGAGGAUGCCCCGUUCGCGAUACAUACCUCACACCUGAGUGAGCCGGGUAUUCAGAGAGCAGUUAUGGGGAAGAAGAGGACGAUCGUGGUUGUCGGGGGGAGUAAGAGUGCACUAGACACGUCGGAGAGGCUAGCGUUACAUGGUCAUGACGUCACGCUCGUUCUGCGAAAUCCCCCGUACCUCGCCCCGCCGACUGCUAAACAUCCGAAGACGGGAAAGCCAGCAGACGCGGCCGGUACAGUUGGCACACGCCUCAAAACCUCGACAAACCCCUACUUCCCCGACCCCGUUCACACCUCAUCAACCGCCUCUUGGUUCUCAUUCCUGUUCUCGAACCCGGCGUCCUACUACACCGGUGGCCCUAUCGCCUCUCUCUUCCGAUACGUCCUCCACUCCACCUUCCUCGGAGGUUUCAUACUCAGGAGAACACUUGCGGCGACUACGAUAGUAUUCGAGAACUGGGGUGAGUGGUUGCGGGAAGGGAGUAAGAUGAGAGACAUGAGGCCGAAUGUUGAUUUGAUGUGGAGUGAAUCGACGCGUUUCCCGGGAACAGCGUCUUUCCGCGAGCUCGUCCAAUCCGGCAAAAUCAAGCUCAUUAAAGGAACAGUUGUUGACAUGGCCCAACUCUCGACCCUUCCUUCCACUACGCCCUCGGCAUCACUAUCCAAGAUCGUAUCCGUUUCUUUCGCGUUCGUUGGCCGAGGAGCUUGGGUUGCCGUUUGCUUUUCAUGUCGACGUCGAUUCCGACUCGGAUCCCGGCCACGAUGA
Stereum hirsutum FP-91666 SS1 is the source of this 1149-nucleotide messenger RNA. RefSeq lists its product as uncharacterized. Bases 1 to 1149 code for a protein of 382 amino acids. NCBI's taxonomy places the organism in Eukaryota, Fungi, Basidiomycota, Agaricomycetes, Russulales, Stereaceae. Gene Ontology annotation, molecular function: monooxygenase activity; flavin adenine dinucleotide binding. The record is from RefSeq and is a predicted model, not a curated record. The transcript is spliced from 6 exons.